UGGUCAGUUCUCGAAGAUUUGAUUUGAGAAUAAGUUUAUAUUUUUUGGAAAUAAGAAGCAAGAAAAGCAGAUACUGAUCAAAACGCAGAGGCAUCCGGGUACUAGGCCAGCCCUCACAAUGUCUGUCCCUGUACGCUACUCCUCUGCUGCCGCCGAAUACGCCGCCGAAGUUGAUUGUGAGUUGGAGAGCACUCUGCAACAGCAGCAACAGUUGCACUUGCAACAGCAAUACGAGCAAUACCAGCACUACCAGUACCAACGGGAGCAGGAUAUCGCCUACUAUUGCCAGUUGCAGGCGGCGCGGCAGCAGGAGCAGUUGAUGCAGCAGAGGACAUCGAUGUCGUCGUCGGUUAUGCCAGGCCUAGCCUUGCCCCAGGAUCACCAGGACCACCCAGCCGCCCUUUUGAACGGACCCCACAACAACAACAUCGGACUCGCCAUGGACGCCCACAGCAUCAACGCCAUUCUGGUCGACGACGAGCAGCCCUCGACUUCGGCCCAGGCUGCCGCCGCUGCUGCCGCAUCCGCGGGUGGAUCUGCUGGUGCGGGAUCGGGAUCGGGAUUGGGUGGUGCUAUCGGUGGGGGCAAGCUGGCCAACGGCAUUAACCGCAAUGCAGAGAUGCCAACUGAUUGGAUGAGGAUUGCGGACGAGGGCCGGUAUGGGACACCGGGUGCUGCUGGCUUGGAAUAUCAGAAGUACGAACAACAACAACAACUGGAGGAUCUGGCGGAGUCCGAGGCAGGAGCCGUCGGUGGAGCCAGCAACAACAACGGCGAAUCGUCGUCGUCCUUGAAAAAGCUAGAGGAUCAGCUGCACGCCCUCACCUCGGACGAGUUGUACGAAACCCUCAAGGAGUACGACGUCCUGCAGGACAAGUUCCACACGGUGCUGCUGUUGCCCAAGGAAUCAAGGCGUGAGGUUACUGCCGGAGGACGAGAUGGAUCCGCCUACGUGCUGCGCUGCCUGAAGAUGUGGUACGAGCUGCCCUCCGACGUCCUGUUCUCGGCCAUGAGCCUGGUGGACCGCUUCCUGGAUCGCAUGGCCGUCAAGCCGAAGCACAUGGCCUGCAUGAGCGUGGCCUCGUUCCACUUGGCCAUCAAGCAGCUGGACUUGAAACCCAUUCCCGCCGAGGAUCUGGUUACAAUAUCUCAGUGUGGUUGUACCGCUGGUGAUCUGGAACGCAUGGCCGGCGUGAUUGCCAACAAGCUGGGCGUCCAGAUGGGACAUGCACCGAUCACUUCUGUGAGCUACCUGCGCAUCUACUACGCCCUCUUCCGCAACUUGGCGAAGGAGAUCGGCGGCGACUUUUUCAAGUUCUACCAGCAGCUCAUCAAGCUGGAGGAACUGGAGAACCGCCUGGAGAUCCUGAUGUGCGACGUGAAGACCACGGUGAUCACGCCCUCGACGCUGGCGCUGGUGCUCAUCUGCCUGCACCUGGACUUCCACAUCAAGGAGUCGUACACCCGCGGCAGUCCGGAGCUGAAGCACGUCUUCGAGUACAUUCUCUUCCUGCAGCAGUACAUGAGGAUUCCUGAUCGCGUUUUCACCUGCGGCUUCAGCAUCGUUUCGGGUAUUCUGUCCCAUUACAACGGGCAGAACAAGGCGCCCUACAAGCAGCGGCUUGUCUGGAAGCUGUCCAGUCGCACGCUGCGCGUCUUGCGCCCGAUCAACCGCUUCUCCUCCGACCUGCCCACCAUUGAGGAAGGCAUCCCCAACGCCCUCGACGAUGGCCUGCGUUCUAGAACCGAGAGUAUUAGCUCCGAGGAGGAGGAGGACUGGCCCACUUCACCCAUAAUUCCAAUUUUCGAACAAUGUUAGUAUCCAGCGACAGCCAGCAGCAGUAGAGCAGCAGGGUCAACAGCUGGGCAAAACUGGAGCAGCGGACAAAAGGACCAUCAACCAGACGUAAUCGCGGGACACACCUGACACCUCACACCUCCUGCUUUCCUGGCACUAGGCAUAUCCCAUAGCAGCAGCAGGAGGGUGGAAAUCUCCGCAGAGGAUGUGUGUCCGUGAGAGCGUUCCGCGUGCGAGUGUAGUAGUGCUGGUUGAGGUAGAGUGUGUAUAUUUUGCUAAAGUGCAUCAUAAUUCUUUUGGCAUACACACAAAUGUGUAUUUGGUAGCGCGCUGGUUCUAACAUUUAAGAAACUAUUGAGAUACGGAAAUGUGGGCGCCAAGGUGACGCAGCCACGCCCACCCCUUUUGAAAAGUUACCCGAGAGUAGCGCCCCCACAUUUUUUCGAUUUAUUUGCGGCAGACAAAAAAAUACGUGAAAAAAAAACAAAAGCAAAAAAAAAUAUAAAAAAAAAAUUAAAAAGAAUGCUGCGGACCAUCAUACAAAAGAUUGAUGCCGUUCCGGAUCAUUAUUCGAGAUCAGUGAGAAAGAGAAUACGAUUUGAGAAUUGCGAACCCACGCCGAAAUCCCGAACAUCUGGAAUGGGACAGCAGUUUUUUGUUGGUUGCGCUUGAAAGCGUAAAAAAAAAAUUCAAAACCCCGAAAGGAAAACUUCCAACAAAAAGAAAAUACUUUCUACAAACCCCUAAAUAAGUUGUCACUCUAUGUUCUCUAUGUUUGUCCCGAUUCUAUCUGUUAAUGUAGAAGCCCCGAAUAAUCAAUGGACCCAAAAACAUCAACAAAAAUCAUAAAAUAUAAAAAAAAGUACAAAACUUCUUUAUGUAUAGACCGACCUAAAAGAUAAGCUAACACAAAAACACAAACACAAGGUCGGAUCAGAUUAAUCAGUAAUUUUAGCCGCGCUCAAAAAACACGAGAAAGCCCAUAGAAAACUAAAGUAUAAUUCGCCGCCUGUAUUGACUAAGAACUCUUAACAAUAAUAUAAUAACUUUAAACAAGGUACAAUAUGUAGUGUGUGUCUAGUAGAUUUUUCUCUGUAUAACAAAAUCAAAAACCAAACAAAAGCGAACUCAAUUUCCGCCCUAGAAAAUGUUUCAUUAUCAUACGCAGCUAAGCAAACUUGUUAUUUCUAUAUGAUUGUUUAUCACUCGAACAACCAACCAAUUAAUCAAUCAAUCAAGUCGAAGGCAUUGAAAUUUAGUUCGAGUCCUCUUUUUUAUAUUAUACCUUCUUCACAUAAGAUGCACAUGCUAAAGCUUCUUUUUUUGUUACGUAAUAUUAUUUAACUUAUUAAACAAAUUGUAAACCGAAUCACAUUCUUAUGUUGUACCAUAUGAAACUACCCAUUAAACCCUAGUUUAAAGCAAAACCAGCGUUGAGACAAGGCCAAAAAUUCAAUUCAAUUCAAAUUGAAGCGCGGCGAGCAUUGAGCAGAAAUUAUGAUGCAACAUUUAGCAAGAUGUACCGAGAGGGUCGAGCGAAGAGUUUUAGAGAGCAUAGGCAAACUAACGCAGAGCAUAAAACAAUUGAAAUUUCGAAAAUUCAGAAAACUUUUAUUUAAAUCCACUUGGCAGCGGAAUGUGCAAACUCCUGUCUGUAAAUUUGAAUAAAAUGCGUUUGCCCCGCCAAAGGGGCAUUCAGAUUUCAUGAAUAUUUACAACAAACUCGCCUGUUUUAUUUCACUCCGUCCGUGGCCAUCCGCUGGCGUGACGCCAGACGCAGUGCAGCGGCGACUCCGGCGAAAUGUGAGUACACCAGCACCAGCACCAUUUCCAUAACCCCGACUUCCGAUCGAGUGUAAAUAAGCCCGGCGACUUUGCUGUAAAUAUUCAAGUUCUCUCAACUAACAAUUGUGCAAUAGAUUCCCUAUACUUCAGUAACCUUCUGAACCACAGCCUGAAGAUCAGUUCUGUGAAAGCUGUGAGUGAGAAAGCAGAAUCCGAAUACAUUGUUAACACAGUCGAAAUGCGAAACAAAUAAUUAUAUUUAAGCGACGGAGAUCAUCAUGUGUUCGUUUAAGCUUAGUCCACUAUAAAUAACAGCCAAUUGACGAUUAGGCGAUUAAGAGAAAGGUGAAAGCGGUGAAAAUAUGUCUAGCACUAAGUUUUUCUACCAUCGACUGCCACGGGCUGAGAUUUCAUAAUUUUAACAACUAGCAAAUUUUACAUUGUAUUUAGCGCGGAGUUAGUUAAAUAUUUGCAAGUAUCAACAUCAAAAACAUGAAUGAAAAUCUCAAUUAUUGUAUAUUUAGUUUUUAUUUGACGACUACUUUUAUUCAUGAUAACAAUGAUGGUGGGCAAUUGCCCAUCGUCAAGUUUUGAGCUUAUAUUCGGUUGAGGUUUACACUUUAGGAUUAGUUACCACACGAAAUGAAUUCAUACUGUACAUUACGAACCACUCAUUUUAUUUAUUUUAAAUUACAUCCUGUAACUAACAAUUAGACUCUACUUUAGGCGUCCACCAGAAUCAUUAUAAGCAAAUGGAUCAUUGUGUAAAGAAAUGUGGAACAAGUUGUUUGAAAACAGCUGAAGCUCGUGAUUUAAAUCAUUAUACACAUUACAACAAAUAAAUGGAAAAAAGUAUUAUUAAAUGGU
Messenger RNA from Drosophila melanogaster (fruit fly), 4450 nucleotides. RefSeq names its product cyclin G (gene CycG). The record is from RefSeq and is marked reviewed. Gene Ontology annotation, cellular component: chromosome. NCBI's taxonomy places the organism in Eukaryota, Metazoa, Arthropoda, Insecta, Diptera, Drosophilidae. The transcript has 6 exons. The coding region runs from base 119 to 1819 and encodes 566 amino acids.